This is a messenger RNA of Miscanthus lutarioriparius, 1923 nucleotides long. Lineage: Eukaryota; Viridiplantae; Streptophyta; Magnoliopsida; Poales; Poaceae. The record is from the annotation of a GenBank genome assembly.
AUGUGCCCCAACCGCUCAACCACGUACCUAUUGAACCUUUCUGGCACGCCGUUCACGGUAGCAGAGAAGGAGAACAUGUUCACAGUCAUAGGAGUCAAUGCGCUCGGCUUAAUGGCCGGUUCAAGGCAAUCUGCCAUCUACGUGAUCGGGUGCCAGACGGAGAGCUCUCCUCCUGAAAACCUAACAGCACAAGAGGGGUGCACUGGUGUAGGCUGCUGCCAGGUUGCGCUUAGUAGCAAAUUGUCCUACCACAAUAUUUCCUUGUUUGAUGAUACAUCCGACAAGAACACAAGUGCCAUUGAAGACACAAAGCACUGUAGAUAUGCCAUGGUGGUGGAGGCAGAGAAAUUUAAGUUCGACACAGCGUAUCUGAACACGACGACCUUCUGGGAUGAGCAAAAUGGUGAAGUCCCAACUAUUCUAAACUGGGCCGUGAGCAACAAAACUUGUGAUGUUGCCACGAAGGAUGCAGCUUCCUAUGCCUGCCGUAGCAGCAACAGUGAGUGCAUUAAUUCGACCAGUGGUCUCGGUUAUCUUUGCAACUGCUCUGAAGGCUACAAAGGCAAUCCUUACCUUCAUGAUGGAUGUCAAGACAUCGACGAGUGUGCCCUUAGUCCAUCUCCAUGCCCUGGGGGUUGCGUCAACAGACAAGGUAGUUUCGACUGCAGGCGUGGUGGCUUGUCACCCUCUGGCACAUCGAUACUAUCUAUUGGAAUAAGCAUCACUGUUGCCAUACUGGCCAUAGCCAUCACUUGCUCAUAUUUGACCCGUGAAAGGAGGAAACUGGCCAACAUCAAGGAGAGAUACUUUCGACAACAUGGGGGUCUGCUGCUUCUGGAGCAGAUAAGCACAGGGCAAGGCACUACAUUCACAAUCUUCACAGAAGCAGAGCUCAUGGAGGCAACAGACCAAUUCGACGACAAGAAUGUUCUUGGUCGCGGCGGCCAUGGGACUGUCUACAAAGGCACACUCAAGAACAGCACUCUGGUCGCGAUCAAACGGUGUGUAUCAAUGACAGAUGAGCAGCGCAGGAAGGAGUUUGGCAAGGAGAUGCUCAUUCUGUCCCAGGUCAACCAUAAGAAUAUCGUGAAGCUCCUAGGAUGCUGCCUCGAAGUAGAGGUCCCGAUGCUAGUCUACGAGUUCAUCCCCAACGGCACACUAUUCCAUUUCAUCCAUGCUGGCAGCGGGUGCUGUGACGCCCCGUUCUCAACUCGGUUACGGACUGCCCAUGAAUCUGCCCUAGCAUUGGAUUACCUGCAUUCAUGUGCGUCACCGCCAGUCCUUCACGGUGAUGUGAAAUCCUCCAACAUACUUCUUGAUGACAAGUACUCCGCGAAGGUAUCAGACUUUGGAGCCUCCAUAGUGGCACCGACCGACGAGUCCCAAUUCGUCACUCUGGUGCAAGGGACCUGCGGGUACCUGGACCCUGAGUACAUGCAGACAUGCCAGCUUACAGAUAAGAGCGACGUCUAUAGCUUCGGCGUCGUUCUUCUGGAGCUGAUCACUGGCAAGAAGGCGCUCAACCUCGAAGGGCCCGAGAGCCAGAGGAGCCUCUCCGUGAGCUUUCUGUGUGCGCUGGAUGGGAGGCUGCUGGACGUGAUAGAUGACCGCAUCAAGGGUGAAGAGAACGUUGGGCUGCUGGAGGAGGUCGCUGACCUCGCGAAGCAGUGCCUAGAGAUGGCUGGCGAGAACCGACCAGCCAUGAGAGACGUCGCUGAGAGGCUCGGCAGAUUGAGUAGAGUGACACAGCACCCGUGUAUGCAGCGUGACCCCGAGGAGAUGGAGAGCUUGCUCGCUGUCAGAGAGCCUGUUGCUGUUACUCGACUGUUCAUUGUCUCUUUUGUUACUCCUGAGGAAUUAUACAUUUAUGCCUCCCUUGUCCAUUCUCCCUUGUUCAAAGGAAUAUUAUAUACUAAUGCGUAG